Cygnus olor (mute swan) is the source of this 4925-nucleotide messenger RNA. RefSeq names its product scavenger receptor cysteine rich family member with 4 domains (gene SSC4D). The coding region runs from base 1 to 3132 and encodes 1043 amino acids. NCBI's taxonomy places the organism in Eukaryota, Metazoa, Chordata, Aves, Anseriformes, Anatidae. Gene Ontology annotation, cellular component: membrane. The record is from RefSeq and is a predicted model, not a curated record. The transcript is spliced from 10 exons.
AUGGUGUAUGCGGCACCUCCAAGCCUGCUCCGCGGCCGUUCCCAGCUUACACACGCGCUCCCCGCCGCCAGCAGCCUGGGGAAGCGUUUCCCUGCCGCCAGUUCCCACUGGGGACCGACUGCGGCCGCGUUCGCCGAGACGAGCAGCAACCUGCUAAUUGCGCCUCGUCACCCGAGCCGCGCGGUGGCACACGGCUGGGUUGUUCCCGGGCUGCCAGCAGCCAGGAGGACAGGUGAUAUUGCACCUCGCGUGAUCAAAAAAAGGUGCAGGGGUGCCCGUGUCCCCGCCAUCGAGCUCAAGCUGCGCCUGGCCAACGGGCCCGGCCGGUGCCAGGGCCGCCUGGAGAUCCUCCACAACGGCUCGUGGGGCACGGUGUGCGACGACGACUGGGACAUCGUGGACGCCAACGUGGUGUGCCGCCAGCUGGGCUGCGGCCACGCCAUCGCCCUGCCGGCGCCCAUGACCUUCGGGCAGGGCAGCGGGCCCAUCUUCUUGGACAACGUGGACUGCAAGGGCCGGGAGGCGGCGCUGAGCGAGUGCUGGAGCCACGGCUGGGGCAUCCACAACUGCUACCACUACGAGGACGUGGGCGUCAUGUGUAACGGUAACGGGGAUCGGUUCCUCCGGGGCGAGGGGUGCGCGGGGGGCUUGUGGCUCCACGGACCUCCCGAAGGAGUCCUGGGGUCAUGUCUCAGAACCUGUUCCUCUGAGGUUGGGUCAACAGAGCCUCUGCAUCCUUCCUGCGACCCUUUUCUUGAGCUCUUGCCCACGCCAGCAAGCGAAGGACCGACCAGCAGGACUGCCACGGCCUCGGGGCGCAGUGGGGAAGGUGAGGGGCUGGGAGCCCGUCCCGGCUGGGGGCUCUCUGAGGGGCGAGCGGAGCAGCACCACCACCACCCACCACCACCUACCGUCACCCACCAUCACCCAGCACCUACCACCACAGCCCAGUCCUUACCCCCCAUGCAGCCACCCCGGUGGGUUGCCCAAGAGGAGCAGACCCCCAGCAGCUCCGCCUUUGGGGCCAAAUCCUGUUCCAGCACUUCGUGCAGGAUCCCACCAGUCGUGCUGCCCCAAAGCAGAGCCCCUGCCGCCCGCUCAGGUGGUUUCUUCCCCACCAGAGCCCAGCUCUGUGGGUCGGUGGCCUCGAGGGGACAGCGAGACGCUUGUCCCCCGUGCUGUCACCCUCCAGGUGACGGCAGCAUCCGGCUGGUGAGCGGGGCGGACGCCUGCCAGGGCCGGGUGGAGAUCUUCUACGGCGGGAGCUGGGGCACGGUGUGUGACGACGACUGGGGCCUGAGCGACGCCGGCGUGGUCUGCAAGCAGCUGGGCUGCGGCCGAGCCCUGGAGUCCAAGAGCAACGCCUAUUUCGGCUACGGCACGGGGCGCAUCCUGCUGGACAACGUCAACUGCGAGGGCAGCGAGCCCGUCCUCUCCGCCUGCUACAGCCUCGGCUGGGGCAUCCACAACUGCGGCCACCACGAGGAUGCCGGGGUCAUCUGCACGGGUAAUUGGGGGAAAGUUGGGGGGGAUAGCCCCGAUGUGCCCACGGGGCUGCUGGAGCAUCCUUCUCCUCUCCUGGGGCUUGGGAUGGGGCCCGACCCCAGCUUCGGGAUGGGACAGCAGAAAUCAUCUCCCUGCCCUCGCUGCGGGGCCAGGAAGGGAGGGAAGGAGCGGUGCCAGCGCCGGGAGCGCUGCCAGGCUCGCCCCCCGCCCCUCUCCCAUCGCCCAGCCCCACCAUUAUCCGCUGAUUGGCUGGACACGUCCACCAUCACGUCCUUCACCACCUCGGUGGCCCUGGACUACCAGGAGACGCUCACUGCCACAGCCACAGCGGUGACAGACGGCCGUGAGCAGCCCACGCCGGUGACCGAGGUGGCCACAACCGCGCUCCUCACCUCCCAGAUGGAAAGUGGCGGCGUGCGGCUGGCGGACGGCAACGGGAGCUGCCGCGGGCGGGUGGAGGUGCGGCACGGCGGCACCUGGGGCACGGUCUGCGACGACGACUGGGACUUCGCCGACGCCCAGGUGGUGUGCCGGCAGCUGGGCUGCGGCCACGCCGUCUCCGCCACCGUCCUCGGCUUCUUCGGCUUCGGCAGCGGGCCCGUGCUGCUGGACAACGUGGGGUGCGGCGGCGGCGAAGCGCGGCUGGCCGACUGCUUCCACCUGGGCUGGGGGCGGCACAACUGCGGGCACCACGAGGACGCCGGGGUCGUCUGCCGAGGGGCGUCGGAUGGGGCGGGGGCGGGAGAGGCCGCGGGGAGGGCAGGGGGGCUCGUUCGGGUGGGGGGUGAUGGGGUUUGGGGUACCCCGGCCGGGCGCCGGCGCGCCGAGGUCCCCAGGGAGGUGGUCGCGGCACCCAGCCUGUGGGUUUGGGGGUGUUUGGACGGGGGUCUCAGACACGCGGUGUGGUUUUUGGGCGGCCCGGUGCUGAGCCGGGUGAUGGACUUGACCCUGGUGGGUCCCUUCCGAUUUGGGAUGUUCUGCGGUUCCGUGGUUCGGGGAGGACGGCGGCAGCGGGAUGCUGGCAGGUGGCGGCCGAAGCGUGGGUGCCGCCUCUGCUCCCAUGGGUGCGCCCUGCUCCUGCGGCUACAAGCACGGGGACCACGUUUCCAUGCUACGUCACCUGUCCCCAGCUCCUGUCCCCUGCCAGCCGCUCACACGGGGACUCUGAGCUGGCCCCAAAAAGCAUGGACAUCCCCCGAACUGCCCUUCCCACCCCUUCCCCCUGCUCCAGGUGCUGACGACUCAGGAGACCAUUCCCAAGAAGCCACCGUUACAGCCACCACGCCAGCCCCGGCCCACCCGGAGGACGGCUCCCUGCGCCUGGUGAACGGCAGCCACCGGUGCGAGGGGCGCGUGGAGAUGUUCCACCUGUCCCAGUGGGGCACGGUGUGCGACGACGCCUGGGACCUGCGGGACGCCGAGGUGGUGUGCCGGCAGCUGGGCUGCGGGCGCGCCGUGGCGGCGCUGGGGGAAGCGCCCUACGGCCGGGGCGCCGGCUACAUCUUCCUCGACAACCUCAAGUGCAAGGGCAGCGAGCCCUCGCUGCUGCGCUGCUCCCACAUCCGCUGGGACGUCCACAACUGCGACCACUCGGAGGACGCCGGCGCCGUCUGCAGCCUCCUAUGACCGGCCACCCGCAGGGACCCUCGCGCGGGUACAGCGGGGAGGGGGCUCGGGGUUCAGGAGCUGGGGAGGGAUGGGGGGCUCCGUGGGGAUUUUUAAUGCAGCAGGGUAUAAAUCAGGCGGGCGGGAGCUGGUGCCAAGCACGCUCAAACGAGACACGAGGUGUGUUUCGAGCCCAGCUUCCCAGGGAAAUGAGGUUGGGCAAUCACGCUGGCUGCGCGUGGACGUGUGCCUCGCCGGCUCGUGAACCCGCCGGCUGGCUUCACCCGAGUUGGGCAGAAGGGGAGAGGUCUCCAAGGUGAUGCUUUCCCAUUUAAUUCUUUAAAAUAGACAGCGGGGGGAGGGAGAGGCCUCUACAGGGGGGGAAACCUAACGAGCUCAACACCAUAUGAGCCAUCAGAGAAUCCACCAGCAAGCACUGCUGGACGCCAGCCUUUGAGAGCAGAAUUUGUGCCCCAGCACCACCCGCUAGCACACAUGGGGCCAGGCAGAGGUGGCUCCUGGUGGCCGGUGUCCCCAGCUUGGACACAGCCAGCUCCCUGCCUCCACGUCCCCUCUCGUCCCUCGGGGCACUGCCUGGGGCUCCCUCGGGCGUUUGGGGUCAGCGCUGGGUUUCCUCGGCUCCUAAAGUCUUGGCUGAAGCUUCUCCCCCCCCCCCAAACUGCCCAUUGGAAAGCAAAACAAAACACAAAAACAAAUAAAAAAAAUAGGUUUUGGUGUGAAAUCUGGUUGGUUUCAGCCAUUUUGUUUAAGAGAUGAGGGGAGCAAAAUGGAUUUUCUGCUGUGAAAUUGACUCGGGAUUGUACCUGGGAAACGUAACCCAGGGCUGAACUCCAUCCAGAACAUUCCAGCUGCUCUGCAGCGAGGUGCUGCCGUUCUUCCCUUUGCUUUGCAACCCCCCGUUAACCCAUGCACGAGGUUUCUCUCCCCGUGCCGCCAGGAGAAACACCAAGAACCCUCCCAAAUUCUCACACAGGGCCACAUCCCGCAGCUGCCCCCUAACUUCCCCCUGUGCCCACGUCGUCUCCUCUCCUCCUGCUCCUCUCCCGAGCGCAACCACAAAAAGCUGGGGAGCAGGGCGAGACGGGGCUCCCUGCAGCCUCCCUGUGUCCCCCGUGCCCCCCGUGUCAUCCCCAUGUCCCCAUGCCCGCUGCCACCCAGACCCCUUGCACGGCGGUGGCGCCCAGCAGCACAGCCCCUUUGUCCCUGCAGAGCACGGGGACGCACCAGGCACCAUUUCCACCAGAAAGCAGAGAAAGACUCGUCGGGUCUGUGUAGGGCAUGCGAAGGUGUUUAUGGGGUGCCACGACUGCUGUGUAACGCAGGGGGUGCCGGGGUCCCCCUCCUCCCCACUCGGUCCCGUGUUUGUACAAUUCUUUUGUUAAUAAUAGAUUGCGCACAUUCCCAUUUUUUUCCACUUUUCUUACGUGUUUUUUUUGGGGCGUUGUUUUGUGAAUAAAUAAAAUCCCUUUUCAAGUGAGCGCUUGCCUCUGUGCAACCCCUCCGAGACUCGGCGAAAGCGAACGGGCUCGGGACAGGCGACGCCCCCGCACCACGCGAGGGGGGCUCGGGUUUGGCCGUGUGAGGUCGGCACAAACCCCACCCGUGCACACAGCGGCUCACACCGAGCUGGGAACCAAGCUCGGACCCUCCUGGGCUCAGGGGAGGGAUUUGGGGUCUGGCUCUGCUCCCGGCUGGCUUUGGCAGCCCCGGAGGCUGCGGGGUUGCUGCUGAAGCGGGCGGAUUGCUGCUGUGCAGCUGGACGGGCUCCGCAGUGCUGACGGCAGCAAAUCGGU